This is a messenger RNA of Bradysia coprophila, 1324 nucleotides long. RefSeq lists its product as uncharacterized. The record is from RefSeq and is a predicted model, not a curated record. Lineage: Eukaryota; Metazoa; Arthropoda; Insecta; Diptera; Sciaridae.
UGGCCCUUUGGCCUGUUCCAAGUGUCUUAUCAAUUUAUUAAAUUGAAUACACAUUUUUAUUAGAAUUCGAAAUUCGUUUUCUAUAAAUUUGAAAUAAACAUUUUGUUGUUACAGUGAGUUUAAGUGCAAAAAUUAACAACUCAUAAAUCUGUCUUCGGUGGAGCAAACAUUUUAAUUUCCUUGCGUAUAGUUUAUCGUUUACCUGACCACCACGACUGUGAUCACAAUAUUUGAUUACUUUCAGCAGCGAAGCGAUACAGAAAAGUGGAUGUAACCGCGCGCGCGAUAUUAAAAUACACACCGAAAAAUAUAUAUAAAAAUAAUAGAACGUGUGUGUAAUGUAUUAACAUUGCACGGUCUGUGUGCUAAAGGUGAUAACUAGUUGAAAUAGAUUUUCUACAUAAAUUGUGCUAGUUGACCCACUGUUUGCUGAUAAAAUGAUCUACAAUGAAUCGUUCUUAUGUUCGAUAGUCGGUGAUGACUUCAAUAAAUAAUUUGUUUCGUUUCAAAUAAAUUUAUGACACGCAAAAUGGUAAUUUGAAAAUUGUGAAACGACGAGAUACCACAAAACUGUAUGAAUUAAAUGUAUCGGAAAACUAUGAAUAAAUUUCAAUAAAUCAUGAUUGAUGUACUACACUGGAGUGCAUAUAAAAUAAAUGUGAUAUUAAUUAUAAUGUUAAAGAGCAAGGUGUUGUGUGAUGUUGUUGGCAAAUUUCCGGUCGACGUUGGUCGAUCAUCAGCAGCAUCAUCAUCGGUCCACGAUUUCACCGAGUAUUUCAUCGAACACAACAUCACCGAAAAGGACGCGGGCACAUCAUUUCGAUUGCACGCAGACGAGCUACUUAAAAAAAAGGCACCGGCCUGGUGUGCACGUACCCCAUGCAAUAGUACUAUAUUAAAAUAUUGCCUCGGCAACGAAAUGCUACACGAUCAUUGCUGUUGCGAUUCCAGACAUGGCAAAGAACAGUUUCCUUGGCUGCCACAUUCUUGCUAUGUGGGCGAAUCAUGUAAACCCAGAACUGGCUCUUGCAUAUUAUACACGGAAAUAAGGGAAUGCUGUUGCGACCGAGCAAUAGCAAAGCAAUGGGAAACAGUUUUUUCGUCUUCAACACGUUUUGCUGUACAAAUGUCUUUCACUUUAUUUUUAUAUGUUUUGGCUUUUGUAAUGUUAUGACUGUGAUUCUGUGAACAUUCACACAAAAAAAAAACAAAUGAAGAGAAUAUUUGAAAGCGACGCCAUCAGUCUUUGAAAGCAGCCAUGAAAAUUGUAACGUUUGUGUUACAUUAAAAUUUAGAAUAAAAAUUUUAAUUGUGAAAAGUGGGA